Ruditapes philippinarum (Manila clam) is the source of this 810-nucleotide messenger RNA. RefSeq names its product E3 SUMO-protein ligase ZBED1-like. Lineage: Eukaryota; Metazoa; Mollusca; Bivalvia; Venerida; Veneridae. Bases 1 to 810 code for a protein of 269 amino acids. The record is from RefSeq and is a predicted model, not a curated record. The transcript has a single exon. Gene Ontology annotation, molecular function: protein dimerization activity.
AUGGAAGAUUUAAAAUAUUUGCCUAGUCCAGUAGAAGAAGCAACUAUAAGAGUAUCUGCUGAAAAAUCUGCAACAGCAAGUUUGAUUCUGCCUAUGAUGGAACGGUUUAUCAAACACGACUUUGUGUCAAAGACUACUGAUAGCCCUCUGAUAAAGAAAGCAAAAGAUGCUAUAAAAACAGAUCUGAUGAAAAGGUAUCAGUCAGAAGAUGUGAGAAAACUUCUUGGAAUGGCAACAGUGCUUGAUCCUAGAUUCAAGAACAUGGUAUGGAUCAGUGAUGAACAGAUAGUUGUCUUUAAUACUUUGAUGACUGAAAUGUCUCAGGAACUUGAUAAAGUAAAGGUCAAGACAGAAUUUGACACUGAAAUAAUUGAAAGUGUAGCUCAAAGCACUGAGUCAGUUCAAUCUGAAAACCCAAAUGCAGAUGUAAUUGAUGUAAAGGAUGAACAUCUUAAUCUGGUGAAAAAACCAAAGUUAGAUGCUUCAGAUGAUGAUUUCUUUGAUAUUCUGUUUAUAAAAGAGGAGAAAAGUUCAGAAUCAAACCAAUCUGUAAUGAAAACAGAAAUAGAGAGAUAUAAAACAGAAACAGUGUCCAUGAAGCAAGAUCCUAUUGAAUGGUGGAAAAUAAAGAGAGAAAUUUAUCCUAACCUUUCAAUGUGUGCUUGUAAAUAUUUACACAUUCCUGCUACUAGUGUUCCUAGCGAAAGAGUUUUCUCCACAGCUGGAAACAUUUUGAAUAAGAAAAGAGGCCAGCUCACAGCUGAUAAUGUUGACAUGCUGAUAUUCCUGUACCAUAAUUACAAAAGGUGA